AAAACAGACAUUUUAGAAUUGAGUUCAUGGGCUUUCUUGGACAGCACUUUGGCCUCCAAGGCAAAGGCACGCUCCGCGUAAGCGUCGACAAGCCGCAUUACAUUUCGGGCGAACUCAUCACGGGCUCUCUCCAAGUCGACGUGCUCGAGCCCAUCGACUGCAACGAGAUUAUCGUCAUUGUCAAAGGCAAGGAAAAGGUGUCGUGGACCGAGCACGAGAGCAGGACUGACGACCACGGCCAUGAAAAGGCUGUCGAACUGAAAUUGAGCGAACGCCACAAAAUUUUCAAUCAAAAGCUCGUGUUGUUCAACGUCGAACACCACAUUUCGCCAGGCCAGUAUGUCUACCCGUUCCAGUACCAACUGCCCAAGGGUCUGCCGGGAUGCUACGACAACGAGGGGGAGAGCGCCAUCAAGGCCAAGAUCGAGUACUCCAUCAAGGGUGCGCUGGACAUCGAUGGCACCUUCACACGGGACCUCAAGGCCCGCAAAAAACUGACUGUAUACGCCCAGCUCGCUGGCGCUGUCGCACCGAGUGUGGCCGAGCGCGCGGAGAUGGUGCGCUUCUGCUGUUGCCUUCGCCAAGGCUCGUGCUCGCUUCGGGUGGCGAUGGACAAGAACAUGUACGGCCCUGGUGAGAUCCCCAUGAUCCAACGCGACAUUCUAAACCAGUCGUCACAGAACGUGACGAGCAUGCGCUGUGAGCUGGUUCGAACGGUGGCAGUCCGCGCCGACGGUCAAUCGCGCACGUUGACCAAGGUCAUUUGCGGUGCGAUAUUCCCUGGUGUCCCUGCGGGGCAGCAGCUCUCGGAACUGCAGCCGUUCCGGCUCCCAGACCACGGCUUGUACCCGAGCACGCGCAGCCAACUCAUUUCAUGCAGCUACUGCAUCGAGGUGACGUGUGAUAUUCCAUGGUGCCCCGACGUCGACCUGUUUUUGCCCAUUGCCCUUGGCGCCCCAAUGCUGGUCCCGGUUCUGUCGGAUCCAGCCUAAGCCUUGCUAAGCGUCGAUAGAUUUGUGCUGGCAAAUGCGGAUGAUACGAGACGAUUGGGGACCAUGGGUUUGGCAAUCCUGCCGCGAUUGCACUGAUUUGACAGUCCUG
Molecule: messenger RNA, 1101 nt
Organism: Saprolegnia parasitica CBS 223.65
Lineage: Eukaryota; Oomycota; Saprolegniomycetes; Saprolegniales; Saprolegniaceae
Exons: 4
Coding region: 27-992 (321 amino acids)
Biological process (GO): protein transport
Cellular component (GO): cytoplasm
Source: RefSeq, a predicted model, not a curated record